Suillus plorans is the source of this 1032-nucleotide messenger RNA. RefSeq lists its product as uncharacterized. The transcript is spliced from 4 exons. The coding region runs from base 381 to 599 and encodes 72 amino acids. The record is from RefSeq and is a predicted model, not a curated record. NCBI's taxonomy places the organism in Eukaryota, Fungi, Basidiomycota, Agaricomycetes, Boletales, Suillaceae.
UAUGUUUCAUACACGUACCUGCGGGGAAAAGGCUCAGUUCCAUCCUGGUACCGUGCCAAUCAGCCAAAUUACCACUUCUAGCAUUUUCCGCGGCGGGAAUCCUUAAAUUGGCCACAUUAUGGGAGCUCUAGUAAGCCAGUGUGCUUACACCUUUCCUUCCUUCCACCUGGCUCAAGUAUCACGACUCUCAGCUGGCUUAACAACACGCACGCUGUGGUAGCAUUGAGAAAACAUGGUACGAUGCCAAAGUGUAGCGCGAGUCUCCAAUCACAUAGAGUUCAACUUUCGAUUGGCCGCGAUCAUUCGUUUCACUGCGUUAGCUACCUCUUCCCAACCACCGCAGCAAUCUCUCCCCUAGUGUCACCCAUCAUUCCUGCCUGAUGCACGAUUAUGAGCGUCUUGGUUCUACCCACGCUCUUUAUAACAGGUUCUAUCUCGGCUUUGUUGAGCUCGGAGGAGGAUCACUGAGUGGGGUUCAAAAAAAAAUCAAUAUGCCAGAUGCUGUUAGGAUUUUGGAUGGGAUGACAGGGACGCUAGUUAUUGAUGUAAGUGCCUGUUUUGCGCUGCUUCUGAUUUUGGCCUUUGUGCUUGUGGUGUAGGAUGUUGAUACGCUGGGUAAGGGUAAUACUGACAGGUUUUUAUAAAAACAUCAGGAUUUUAAAUAGAUGCGGGUCACUGAACGGUAUCAUACUGUCAUCCUUCCCCUCGAUGCAGUGUUCCCUCGACUGCCAGGCAGGGAAAAGGAGGCCAAUCUAUCGUUUGUCUUCCCGAUCACAGGAAGAGCCAGAGAUAGGAUGUGAUUUGUGAUGCAUGUAAGUGGCAACGAUAGUAGACACAACGUAUGUACGGCUGUGUUUUAUUACGAAUGGGAGUAUCUUGUGUAUUAGCGAAAUUCGAUUGGUACGCGACGAAGUGAAAAGGGUAUCAUAGCGAAGCCUCCUGUUCCCGACACGUGUGCCAAGACGUGCCAUGCGCAAGACAACUCAAAUCGAAUUGCGAGGCACGAUCGUGUAUAACCAGUGUGUUUCCUGG